AUGGCCCCGCUGGCCGUGCCGGGGAGGGGCUGCACUCAGGGGAUAAAAGCCCCGGCGGGCUCUGGGCUCAGCUACAGGGUCGGUGUCCUCCCAGAGCCCAGCAAAGCCGCCACCAUGGUGCACUGGUCAGCCGAGGAGAAGCAGCUCAUCGCCAGCGUCUGGGCCAAGGUCAACGUGGAGGAAUGCGGCGCCGAGGCMCUGGCCAGGCUGCUGAUYGUCUACCCCUGGACCCAGAGGUUCUUUGACAACUUUGGGAACCUGUCCAGCCCCACGGCCAUCAUUGGCAAUCCUAAGGUCCGUGCCCAUGGCAAGAAGGUGCUSACCUCCUUCGGAGAAGCCAUCAAGAACCUGGACAACCUCAAGGUGACCUACUCCAA
Messenger RNA from Malurus melanocephalus (red-backed fairy wren), 377 nucleotides. Its product is annotated as hemoglobin subunit rho-like. Gene Ontology annotation, molecular function: haptoglobin binding; heme binding; oxygen carrier activity. NCBI's taxonomy places the organism in Eukaryota, Metazoa, Chordata, Aves, Passeriformes, Maluridae. The record is from RefSeq and is a predicted model, not a curated record. The annotation marks the transcript as partial. Gene Ontology annotation, biological process: hydrogen peroxide catabolic process; oxygen transport. Gene Ontology annotation, cellular component: haptoglobin-hemoglobin complex; blood microparticle; hemoglobin complex. The transcript has 2 exons.